Molecule: messenger RNA, 1135 nt
Organism: Oryza sativa Japonica Group (Japanese rice)
Lineage: Eukaryota; Viridiplantae; Streptophyta; Magnoliopsida; Poales; Poaceae
Source: RefSeq, a predicted model, not a curated record
AGCAACAGCAGACGAUGGACUACUUCUCCUGCAUCCCCAAAUAAAGGUGUUUGAAAUCAGUGAGUGCAGAGAGCUAAGCCUCGACAGCGGUGGAAUCCAAGGUCUGCUCUCCCUCCAAACGUUGGGGAUAUAUGAUUGCCCCAAGCUCCUCUGCUCCUCUUCCUCCUCGUAUUCCCCUUUCCCAACCUCCCUGCAAACGCUCCAACUCUGGAACGUGGAGGGCAUGGAGACCCUGCCUUCUCCUCUCCCAAACCUCACCUUUUUGUACAUUUCCCAUUGUGGCAAUCUCAGAGGGGGCGAGGUCUUGUGCAAUCUCCUUGCCCAAGGUAACCUCACCUCUCUAUAUGUCCACAAAACUCCCAAUUUCUUCCUUGGUUUAGAGCACUCCUGCUCCCAGGUGGACAAACAAGAAGACGUGCAUCGUUCCUGGAGGUUGCAGGAACUCUCCACAGAUGACUUUGCAAGGGUUCUUGCUACACCUGUUUGCCAUCUCCUCUCUUCCUCCCUAACCAAAUUAGACCUUCGUUGGAACGAUGAGGUGGAGUGCUUCACAAAGGAGCAAGAGAAGGCCCUUCACAUUCUCACCUCCAUUGAGGACCUAGAAUUUUCGAGGUGCAAAAAACUGCAGUCCCUCCCUACUGGGCUUAGUGAAAUCCCCAACAUCAAGACAUUAGGGAUCUAUGGAUGUCUAGCCAUCAGCUCGCUUGGAAACCUCCCCAAUUCACUGCAACAACUAGAGAUUUCUUCCUGUCCAGCCAUCAGCUCGCUUGGAAACCUCCCCAAUUCACUGCAACGACUAGGGAUUUCUUACUGUCCAGCCAUCAGCUCGCUUGGAAACCUCCCCAAUUCACUGCAACAACUAGAGAUUUCUUCCUGUCCAGCCAUCAGCUCGCUUGAUGGCACAACCAUCCGCUCACUGGCCAAAGACCGCCUACCAACUACACUCCGAGAAAUAGACGUCCGUUACUGUGGCAACGAGGAGCUAAAAAGGCAGUGCCGCAAGCUUCAAGGAACUAUCCCAAUUGUAAAGGCCUAGCCUGCACCAAGGUACCAUGUAGGGUUCUUAUAGUCCCGCUCUAUCUGCAUUUGUUACUGCGACUUGGUACAUACAUACAAGUGUACAACUGGUUAGUCA